Prunus avium (sweet cherry) is the source of this 2188-nucleotide messenger RNA. RefSeq names its product WAT1-related protein At5g40240-like. Gene Ontology annotation, cellular component: membrane. NCBI's taxonomy places the organism in Eukaryota, Viridiplantae, Streptophyta, Magnoliopsida, Rosales, Rosaceae. The record is from RefSeq and is a predicted model, not a curated record. Gene Ontology annotation, molecular function: transmembrane transporter activity.
AGACAAACAGAAACACACCAAACCAAUUAUGAAUGAAAAAGUGAGUCUUCAAUCAGUUGAAAUUAAGUGCAGCUGAACGAUCUGACGAGUUUGAUAGAAAGUGUGUGUGUAAUUCUGGUUGUGGGAUUGAAGAGAAAAACAGAGCCAUGGGGAAAGUUGCAGCACUACCUAUAGUAGGGAUGAUGAUGACUGAGUGUGCUGGAGCAGGGGUCAUAAUACUAAGCAAAGCAGCCAUGUCUACUGGCAUGAGCAACCUCAUCUUUGUCUUCUACUCCAACGCUCUUGCAUCCCUCAUCCUCCUCCCUACUUCUUUAGCCUUCCACAGAUCGCGUCCUCCUCUCACUUUCUCUGUCCUCUGUUGGUUCGUCUUCCUUGGUCUAAUUGGAUUCGUUGCGCAGUUUGUUGGGUAUGCUGGGAUUAAUUACAGCUCUCCUACUCUUGGCACGGCCAUGCUCAACCUCCUUCCUGCUUUUACCUUCAUACUAGCAGUCAUCUUCAGAAUGGAAACAGUUGACUGGAGAAGCUCCAGUACCCUAGCUAAAUCCUUGGGAACAAUGCUUUCAAUUUCAGGGGCAUUCAUUGUGACUCUUUACAAGGGCCCUGCACUUCUGUUGACAUCCUCAACUGAUAUAUUGUCUCAUAAACAACUUUUCUCACAACAGUCAAACUGGGUCAUUGGAGGAAUUCUCCUUUUGGUUUAUUGUGUGUUGGCUUCAUCAUCUUAUAUUAUACAGGCAUCAGUCAUAAAGAAAUACCCAGCAGAGCUAACUAUGGUAUUUUAUUAUUGUUUCUUUGUGGCUAUUCAAGCUGUAGUAGUCUCUUUGAUUGUAGAAACAGACCUAAGUGCUUGGAGCUUGAAACCUAAAAUGAGGUUGAUCGCUGUUGUAUACUCGGCAGUUUUUGGCUCGACAUUUACGAUUGGUGUAACCACAUGGUGCCUUCAUAGGGCAGGGCCUGUUUUUAUAGCUAUGUUUAAGCCUUUGGGGAUUAUUGUUGCAGUUUCCAUUGGUGUUACUUUCGUUGGGGAUACUUUCUACCUUGGAAGUUUGGUAGGAGCAAUUGUAAUUGUCAUUGGUUUUUAUUCGGUGAUGUGGGGCAAAGCCAAUGAAGAGAAGGUGGAUGGUGGUGCUGAGGCAAAGAGCUUGGCAACAAGCAACCAACGGGUCCCUCUAUUACAAAACAGUCUUGAAGAAAUAUAGAAGUUUACAGUAAUCACACCAUGAGGUUUCUCUUGCCAAACAAAUGGGUACUCUAUAUCCUCUUCUUCGUUCUUUCAGAAUGCUACCAUUUCUGUCAUUCUUGAAAAUUGGGAUAGGUUAUUGUGGAAUUGUUUGCUGAAGGCCAUGGAAAAUUGAGGAUAACUGGAAAACUCAUCCUUUCCAUCAGUUGUUAUACUCCAAUUCAGGCCACUCAUUUGGCGCUAGGUUGGUCCAUUAUUUUUGGUAUUUUAACUAUUUAAGAUAACCAGACAAUCCAUGAUGCUGUUUGUAUCACCAACAGAUAGUGAAAUACCAUCAUCAUGCACAUGUGGGUUUGGAAAUAUCUAACAACCACUGUUGAUGUGACAAUUAGAGAAGAUGGCAGCCAACCGUCAAGUUUUAUUUUUAUUUUUAUUAUUUUGUAUGCAAGCGAUAUUGGGUGAGGGGGGAUUCCAAUGUAGGACCUUGGGUGCAGGGGAAACCGUCAAGGUUAAUUGCAAGCAAUGACCUGUUUGCCAAUGGGUACUUGCGUAUAGGCACAAUAUGGAGAUUUAUGUUUGGUAUUUUUCUGCAUAUACAUUUGGUAGUUUUGUUCAUAAUAUGCCCUUACCUGACGGGAGAAGUUUUGUAUCUAUAAAAUGUAGGGUUGUGAACAUGGGGAGCAUGAUCAUACAUAUCAUAUCAGCAUCAUUUGGACGUUUUGCAGGGUCAAACUUAAAGGCAACCGUAACAGAAACAUUUAUGUGAAAGCAGCUUCUUGUUUGGAAAUGAAAUCUAGUUGUGGUAGUUGGUUUAAGAUGUAUGAUCUCCUUCUUCAUUAGUUGUAGCAAAUAAGGUAACAAUAAGUUAGUUAGGCUUGGGAGGGAAGGAAUGAUGGCAAUUGGCGAGGGCUAAAGUUCUUGAAGAACCUAUUUUCCACUAUCUAAUUGAAACAUCUGUUGACAUCUUCUGUUGUUUCUGUAAUUAUAUAUCAUUAUUUUUCUUUCUAA